UUGCUGCCUCGGUCGCCGCGGUCCCCGGGGAGCGGGCUCCGGCGCUCGCUCCCAUUGGCCGCCGCCGCGUCAGCUGGUGCGAUUUGCUGCUGUCGCUUUUGGCGUUCGGCCAUCCAGAAACAAACCAGUUCGAUGACUACUAAUAGUUAUAGCCAGAUGUACUAAUACACAACAAAUCACAGUCCUGCAGAGGGACGCGCAAAUGAGUUCCUAUUUUGUGAAUCCCACUUUCCCCGGGAGCCUGCCCAGCGGCCAGGACUCCUUCCUGGGCCAGCUGCCCCUCUACCCGGCCGGCUAUGACACGCUGAGGCCCUUCCCGGCCUCGUACGGGGCGUCGAGCCUCCCGGACAAGACGUACACCUCACCUUGUUUCUACCAACAGUCCAACUCCGUUUUGGCCUGCAACCGGGCGUCCUAUGAGUACGGGGCCUCGUGUUUCUAUUCUGAUAAGGACCUCAGUGGCGCCUCGCCCUCGGGCAGUGGCAAGCAGAGGGGCCCCGGGGACUACCUGCACUUUUCUCCCGAACAGCAGUACAAACCCGACAGCAGCAGCGUGCAGGGCAAAGCCCUCCAUGAGGAAGGCACCGACCGGAAGUACACGAGUCCUGUUUACCCCUGGAUGCAGCGGAUGAACUCCUGCGCGGGUGCUGUGUACGGGAGCCACGGGCGCCGAGGCCGCCAGACCUACACGCGCUACCAGACACUGGAGCUGGAGAAGGAGUUCCACUUCAACCGUUACCUGACGCGGCGCCGCCGCAUCGAGAUCGCCAACGCGCUCUGCCUCACCGAGCGCCAGAUCAAGAUCUGGUUCCAGAACCGCCGCAUGAAGUGGAAAAAGGAGAAUAAACUCAUCAAUUCCACGCAGCCCAGCGGGGAAGACGCAGAGGCUAAGGCGGGCUACGUGUGCCGCCUGGUCAUUCAAAUAGUCAAUUUUAGGUCCAGAAGUGUCCAAACCACAAGUUCUCAAAACUCUCUGAAAAAUGGCUUCCUCCGAGUUAAGCAAUUCUGAAAGGCAUUCUCUGGGAAAAGUCUGUGGAGGAGCGAGGGAUCUUCUUGCAAAUAAUGUGGGCUCAGGCAAAGACACAGCAUCUUGGUUGUCUGCUCAAAAACUGCCUAGAUUCUCCGUGGACA
Molecule: messenger RNA, 1131 nt
Organism: Choloepus didactylus (southern two-toed sloth)
Lineage: Eukaryota; Metazoa; Chordata; Mammalia; Pilosa; Megalonychidae
Gene: HOXA6
Product: homeobox A6
Exons: 4
Coding region: 203-1009 (268 amino acids)
Biological process (GO): anterior/posterior pattern specification; regulation of transcription by RNA polymerase II
Cellular component (GO): nucleus
Molecular function (GO): RNA polymerase II cis-regulatory region sequence-specific DNA binding; DNA-binding transcription factor activity, RNA polymerase II-specific
Source: RefSeq, a predicted model, not a curated record